GAUCUUACACCGGAGAAUUUUCAAUGUAACAGCACACGAGAUUCCCAGGAUACAGUUUCUGUGAGUUUAGUUUAUACUUCUGUCUGAAAUUUAAUGGAGGGAUGAUACAAAUCCAAAGCAAUAGGAUGAUAUAUGGAUCACGCAAAGGGUAAAUUGGCCAUGAGGUCACCAUAUUCAUCAUUGUUCUUUAUGGCUCUGGAGGCUUUAAAAAUUAUGUCACUAUUCGAUUUUCUGCAUGGCCUUUUCUAUUCUCAACGCUUUCCUACGUUCAAAUAUUCGAGUAUUCCUCAUACUAACAAGACCGUUAUCACCCUCUUAUAGAGUUCUAUGCCCAAGCACGCUUCCUCACAUAGCACAGGGAAGAAUCGAGUAGUGCAACCUAACCCUUCGAUUAAUGUUUCAACAACAAUUCUGCCGAACAACGUGUUUGCCAAAGCCUGAGGUUGUGGAUAUGUUGUUGAGGUCUAUUCUAGCGGCGUUAACACAAGGAGAGAAUCUCUCCAAUACAUUUAGACCUGCCCAUUUGAUCAAUUCCAUUCAAUCUUUCUAUCGCGCACGCGCAUCUGGUCCAGAAGAGACUGGGAAUUUAUCAUUUCUAUUUUCCAAUCUAUUCGGGCAGGAUGUUCUCGCCGAUACUCGAAUUCAGGAUCGAGAUGACAAGAGUUAUUGUAUAUUUGAAGAAGUCGAUAGAGCUUAUUACAAAGAGGGGUGGCGUCUUAAUACACCUACUUCCUCCGAACCUUAUGAGUGCUACUGUGGCAAGUUAUUCCCCAAACUAGAAGCUCUAAGAAAACAUUUCAUACCCACAGCCCUUGUCAAUUCAUCGCAUGCCUAGAGCCCAAUUGUUCACCCCUAUCUCUUCGACUCGACAGCAUGAAAAAGCAUCUUGAAGUCCACAGCAUAUAUAUACGACGUCUUCGACCUGACGAGCAACACCAAAUAGAGCAACAGCUUCAAUAAAACACCUUUUUAACACCUGAUUGUACUCACGAUCGUUGUUUUGUUGAAGGAUGCAAUCGACAAUUUCCUCGUCACGAUAUAAAUGCUUGUAGGGAGAGUCAAGCGCAUAUUCUUGGUCAUUAUAAGAAUAAAAAUUCUUUACCCCAUUCUUUUAGACAUAUAUGCUCGAAUGAGGAAUUUUGCAAUGGGAAAGAGGCUUGGAGGAAAAGUGUACAUGUUACCGGAGAAUGGAUUCAAGAGCUGGAUGGGAUGGAUAUUGAUGAUCUAGAGGAAGAUCUAUGAUGGGGAGAUGGGAAGAUGAAUAGGCGUUUCGUUAUGUGCGAUGCACAUGUAGGAUUUUCAAAUGCAACGAUACGAAAGAUAGUGUGGGAUUUUUGAGGAGGUUGGAAAUUAGGUGGAGGAUUCUGAGAGAUGGGAGUCAUUCUACGGUUAUGAGAUUCAGAUUUACGACAUGGUCAUUUUUAUUAACAAUUAACUAUGUAAACGC
This is a messenger RNA of Sclerotinia trifoliorum, 1447 nucleotides long. NCBI's taxonomy places the organism in Eukaryota, Fungi, Ascomycota, Leotiomycetes, Helotiales, Sclerotiniaceae. The record is from the annotation of a GenBank genome assembly.